AUGUCUUCGUCCUCACACGAGCGAAGCUCGACUCGCGAUCUUAAGGUCCAGCUAUCGCCUGGCUCGUCUCCAUCAGUCCUUAAAGUGACCAUCGAGAAUCAGAGUCAAACACAAGCCUUUUCGCUUUUCACUUGGGACACCCCUCUGGAUGAACAAGCCUUGAACAUCGGGGCUCUGACGCUUGAGGAUGCCAAGACUGGCAAGGCAGUACCAGGGCCGCAGAUGAAGGUCAACAGAAAGCUUCCUCCUCCCCGCGAUACAGUGCUGGAAGUUGCUCCUCAGUCUACCGCUAGCAGAGAAGUCCAUCUCGCGUUUCCAUGGAUCCCAAAGGAUGGCAAAGUCUAUCGUGUUCAGGUGCAAGGAUCGUGGAAGGCCGUGUGGGCGAAACCAGCAUCUCAGGUUACAGACGAAGAGUUAUCGGAGAUGGCUGGUGAUAGUCAGCUCGAGGAGAAGAUCCGUGCUGAAAGUGUGGAGUUGCAACUUGGAUGA
Molecule: messenger RNA, 489 nt
Organism: Aureobasidium uvarum
Lineage: Eukaryota; Fungi; Ascomycota; Dothideomycetes; Dothideales; Saccotheciaceae
Source: the annotation of a GenBank genome assembly